AAGCGGCUCUGCGCAUGCCCACAAUCUUGAGCCUUUGCCACUACUGGGGGGGAAAUAUUGAAUAGAGGGUACAAGUCUGUUGAUAUCCGCUUCUCCUGAAAUGUUGAAUACAAGUUCUACACUGUAGUACGAAAACAUGAUCCUGUCUGCUGCUAUAAAAACAUUAUAGACAAUACGAACUGCUCGCCUCUGUUAUAUCUUUUCGUGCUAUGGUAGUUUAUUUCAGCAGAACUCGACAGAACACCGGAAACACUCUGCUAUACUCGGUGGCUACGUAACGACAGCUAGCUUAUUCUGUUGCCUGCAUCUUCCUCCCCACCGGGCAAAGCCUGCCAAACACAAGCAGCUGCAUUUACCGGCUCAUUUUAAGUCAUUUGCCCUGUUUGUGUUAAAUAUUAAAGUAAUGUAGAAUGGCGUCGUGCUUUGGGAAGAUUGUCGUCGGUACUUAUGUGGAGAUAAAGCGCAGUGAUGGACGUAUACACCAGGCGAUGGUGACCUCUUUGAAUGAGGACAACGAGAGCGUCACAGUGGAGUGGAUAGAAAAUGGAGACACCAAAGGAAAAGAGAUUGACUUGGAGAGUAUAUUUGCACUUAACCCAGAUGUGGCUCCAGAUGAAGAAAUUGCCCCUAGUCCAGAGACCCCACCCCCACCUACACCUGCAUCUGUGAAGGUCAACAAAAUAGCAAAGAACCGUCGAACGAUAGCACCUGUUAAGAAUGACACUCCGUCCAGGGAUAACAGAGGUAUCCCGACUCGGGCUAGACCCACACAGCCCCAACAAACGGAGCCUGCACCCCCGCCUCCACCCCAGCAGCCUGCACCUCCCACUCAAGCUCAGACACAACAGCAACUGCAGAAUGCGAGGAGGAAGUCAAACUGUGUGAAGGAGGUGGAGAAACUGCAGGAGAAGAGAGAAAGGCGUCGGAUUCAGCAACAGGAGCUCAGGGAGAAGAGAGCUCAGGAGGUGGACACCACCAUCCCUAACUAUGAGAUCAUGUACAUGAUCCGGGAUUUCCGAGCCAGUCUAGACUACCGGCCUCUGACCACAGCAGAUCUGAUUGAAGAGCACAGAAUAUGUGUUUGUGUAAGGAAACGUCCCCUCAACAAGAAAGAGUUGACGGUGAAGGAUUUGGAUGUGAUCACCAUCCCCAGUAAGGAUGUGGUGAUGGUUCAUGAACCUAAACAAAAAGUUGACCUCACCCGCUACCUGGAGAACCAGACCUUCCGCUUUGACUACGCCUUCGAUGACAGCACCACAAACGAGAUGGUUUACAGGUUCACUGCCAGACCUUUGGUGGAGACCAUUUUUGAGAGGGGCAUGGCUACGUGCUUUGCUUAUGGACAGACAGGCAGUGGAAAAACACACACUAUGGGUGGGGAUUUCUCUGGGAAGAACCAAGACUGCUCUAAAGGAAUUUAUGCAUUAGCUGCUCGGGAUGUAUUUCUCAUGUUGAAAAAACCCAACUACAAGAAGUUAGAUCUACAAGUGUACGCAACUUUCUUUGAAAUCUACAGCGGGAAGGUGUUUGACCUACUGAAUCGUAAAACUAAGCUGAGGGUCCUGGAGGACGGCAAACAGCAGGUGCAGGUUGUUGGGCUUCAGGAGAAGGAUGUCAAAUGUACAGAGGAAGUGCUGAAACUCAUAGAAGUGGGCAACAGCUGCAGAACAUCGGGGCAGACGUCAGCCAAUGCCCAUUCAUCCCGCAGCCAUGCUGUAUUCCAGAUCAUUCUUCGGAGGAAGGGCAAAAUGCACGGCAAGUUCUCACUUAUUGACCUUGCAGGGAAUGAGAGAGGGGCUGACACGUCGAGUGCCGACCGCCAAACUCGUCUGGAGGGAGCUGAAAUCAACAAAAGCCUGCUGGCACUGAAGGAGUGUAUCCGGGCUCUUGGCCGUAACAAACCUCACACGCCAUUCAGAGCCAGCAAGCUCACCCAGGUCCUCAGAGACUCCUUCAUUGGAGAAAAUUCACGCACUUGCAUGAUUGCAACAAUCUCUCCCGGUAUGACAUCCUGUGAGAACACCCUCAACACACUACGCUACGCCAACAGGGUGAAGGAGCUGACAGUGGACCCCAACCAAAUGAUGGAGGGUGGUCGACCAAACAUCCACACAGUCAACCAGCUAGAACUUUUGGACGAGGACUGGCUGAGUAUCUCACCGCAGAGAGAUGACCUUAAACUGCUCUGUGAGCAGAAUGAGGAGGAAGUGUCCCCCCAACUUUUUACCUUCCAUGAGGCAGUGUCUCAGCUAGUGGAGAUGGAAGAACAGGUUCUAGAGGACCACCGAGCCGUUUUCCAGGAGUCCAUCCGAUGGCUGGAAGAUGAAAAAGUGCUGCUGGAGAUGACUGAGGAGGUGGAUUAUGACGUGGAGUCGUACGCCACUCAACUGGAGCAGAUCCUAGACCAGAAAAUAGAUAUUCUCACUGAGCUUCGAGAUAAAGUGAAGUCAUUCCGCUCUACUCUCCAGGAGGAGGAGCAGGCCAGUAAGCAGAUCAAUCCCAAGAGGCCGCGUGCUCUGUAGAGACUGGAAGCUGAAGAGGUGCAAGUGGCAUAUACGACAACAUAACCACUAGAUGUUUGGCACAACAUGGGCUGUCACCAUUAGCUGUAAAAACACAAAUAAAGACUGUCUGAUGUACCAACAGGCUCAAGGAACUGCAUCUGUAAUGAACCCUCUCCUAACAAAACUGGCUGUUCACUCACUAUGGUCUUGUUAGAAAACUUGGAAGGAAAAUAGUCUUAUUUCCUUUCCUUUUAGUAGAUUGUUUUUUAUGGAGAAUAUUAAUUCUCCCAUCUCUUUUCUUCUUAAAUUAUUUUCUUUUAUACUUGUUUGUACUUUCUUUGAACUGAUUUUUUUUGACCUGGUUUCAAAAGAGAGCUUCAAUGAACAUGUUUUAACGUUUACCGCACAAGACCAGCGUUUGAUUUCUGGUUGCUCUGGCUGAAAUGUCUGCAUGUGCAUUAUGUAAUAGUGUAUGUAUGCCACUGUCCUCAGUGUUCUCAUGCUUUUAGGUCCUCAGUUGUCAUUGUAAAAUCAUAACUCACUACAAACUGUCAUUUUUCCUUCCUUCUCUGAGCAUUUUUCUGUUUGGAGGAAGCCUUUAACCGCGUUGUUCCUUUUCUUGUGCUCCUGGGAGGUUUUUACAUGUAGUUUGCUUCUGUUUGUGCCAUGUUACUCUAUGUGGCUACUGACUUAAAAAAAACUCUGACUUAAUGUAAAACGUUUUUUCACCCCUGUUUAACACUUUGUUAUAAAAAUGAAACUAGAAAAUCUGCUAUUAAUAAAUGUAUAGUGAAGACCACUGACCUACAAUUGGUUACGUUGCUCAGUGUUUGCACCGGAUGUAAUGCUGGAUGAAGUAAUAAAGAAUCAUGUGUUUCAUUUGAA
This is a messenger RNA of Notolabrus celidotus (New Zealand spotty), 3389 nucleotides long. RefSeq names its product kinesin family member 2A (gene kif2a). The coding region runs from base 411 to 2522 and encodes 703 amino acids. Gene Ontology annotation, molecular function: ATP binding; microtubule binding; microtubule motor activity. The record is from RefSeq and is a predicted model, not a curated record. NCBI's taxonomy places the organism in Eukaryota, Metazoa, Chordata, Actinopteri, Labriformes, Labridae. Gene Ontology annotation, biological process: microtubule-based movement. The transcript has 20 exons.